This is a messenger RNA of Monopterus albus (swamp eel), 453 nucleotides long. It is a transcript of the gene ndufa3, whose product is annotated as NADH:ubiquinone oxidoreductase subunit A3. The transcript has 4 exons. The record is from RefSeq and is a predicted model, not a curated record. The coding region runs from base 13 to 348 and encodes 111 amino acids. Lineage: Eukaryota; Metazoa; Chordata; Actinopteri; Synbranchiformes; Synbranchidae. Gene Ontology annotation, cellular component: mitochondrial inner membrane; respiratory chain complex I.
ACGACUGUUUUCAUGCGACGGGCGCACAAAUUAUACGUCGUUAGUAGAUACUACAUUUCCCAUGAGCACCUGCACACUUUGACUAUAGCAGACAAUAUGGCUGGAAUCGGAGCUUUCCUGAAAAAUGCAUGGAAUAAGGAGCCUAUUAUCGUGGUCUCUUGUGUGAUUGGACUGACAGGUUUUGUUCUGCCAUUCAUCAGCCCCUUCACAAAGUAUACCGCAAUGCUCAAUGCAGCUACACCAUACAACUACCCAGUUCCUAUGCGAGAUGAUGGAAGCAUGCCAGAUGUCCCUUCUCAUCCAUGUGAAACAAGAGGAAACCGCUUGGAAUGGCUUAGAAAGCUAUAACUUCAGAUUCUCACAAUCAACCCCUGUACUGUUCUCCUUGGUCAUAUCUGUGUGCAUAGCUGCUCCACUUGUCAAUGUCCCACAAUAAAGAUUGUUUAUUUAAUU